Messenger RNA from Exophiala dermatitidis NIH/UT8656, 2838 nucleotides. Its product is annotated as regulatory factor X, other. The transcript is spliced from 2 exons. Gene Ontology annotation, molecular function: RNA polymerase II cis-regulatory region sequence-specific DNA binding; DNA-binding transcription factor activity, RNA polymerase II-specific. The coding region runs from base 1 to 2838 and encodes 945 amino acids. Lineage: Eukaryota; Fungi; Ascomycota; Eurotiomycetes; Chaetothyriales; Herpotrichiellaceae. Gene Ontology annotation, biological process: regulation of transcription by RNA polymerase II. The record is from RefSeq and is a predicted model, not a curated record.
AUGCCGCAAUCACCUACCCACACGACGGAGGAAGCUCCAGAACACCGAGGCCUUACCCAUACAAACAAUGCAAUGUCAAAUAAAGAAAAACACCGUCCAAAGUCUCGGGGUUCCACGACCAGUUUACAGUCUGUUGGAGUAGGAAGCGCUUUCCAACCGCCGCCUCAACAACACGACGACUCGACGAUGCCGCUCGAUCAGAACGGCUUCUACGUACAACAUGGCGGCCACCAUCAAGCCGCUGCGAUGUACGGUCCCAAUCCUGACGAGAUGCUCAUGCAUUAUCCGCACAACAUGACGGCGCACCUCCAACAACACCCGCCUAUGGACGCCUCGGGUGGCAUGCCACAACACGAAAUGCGGCCAAUGCCACAACAAACAUUUCAGGAAAUGCAGCACUUCCCCGUGCAAUAUCCUCACGGCCUGCCCCCAUACGCUGUCGCUCCACAACAUAUGCAUCAUAUGCGUCACCAUUCCGAGCAGUUCGAAGGGUCACCGGCGCCCGAAGACUCGAAUACUGAGAACGGGGGCGCGAAGAGAAGAAAAGGAACGGCUUCGAGUGUCGCGAAUGAUCAAGAGUUGCGACGGCUACUUGCGCAAUACCAGGGCAAGUCCUUGAAGGAGGUUGCCGCCGAGGUUCAGAAAAAUGAAGGGUCAGGAGGCAAAUCCGAGAAGGCUAAACAGGUGUUCGCCAUGUUAUGGCUCCAAGAAAAUUGUCAACGAUCUUCGAAUUCCGUGCGCCGAGAUCGCGUCUUCACUCGAUACACUGAACGCUGCGGCAAUGAGCGCGUUCCAACCCUAAACCCCGCGUCGUUCGGUAAACUGGUGCGAAUAAUCUUUCCCAAUGUGCAAACCAGACGACUCGGCGUCCGAGGCGAAUCCAAAUACCACUAUGUAGAUCUCUCGCUGGUCGUGGACGAUGACGACCGACAAUACGUCUCGACGGCUCAAGAAAGACCGGGAACAGCUGACGGCAGUCAUCAUGAGAGACGCGGAUCCCACGCCGAUACAAACAAGCUCAUCAAGGCUCGCAUAUCACCUUCCAUUGAGAGACCCCUGUCCAGGGCCGCCGUGGAGACUGCCGACUUCCCAGCCCCUAGCGCCGCUUUCUUGCCUCAGGAGAGCGCUGGAACCGAAGAGGUCGAGCCGCAGCCAACGAAACCACAACUGCAGAAGCUAGACUGUAAAUACAUCAACACUCCGACAAUCCGCUUACCAUACAGAAGAAUGCCCGCGAACGUGGUUGCUGCCCUGCCAUCAGUUCGGCCGAAUCUACCUGCGAGUAUGGCCACUUACCUGGGAAUGCCAACCCUCGAUUCUUUAGCGCAGGUGUCUUCCUCGUCACAAGAUGCGCCCGUCGAGUUUCCCGACAUAUUCCCUUACCUGGAAGGGGUCAACUAUGAUGCUUCAAUAGCCAAGGCCCUGUUCCAUCUCUAUCGAUCUUAUUGCAUCGACGUCAUCGACGCGUUUAGAAAAUGCAAAGAAAAGCCAUUCUUCAAUCACCAUUCCGCCUUUAACGGCAAGAUGACCGUUCCGGUGUCCAAGCUAUUCUCGAUGGCAUGCCUGGCUCCUUGGAUCCAGGAAUGUGACAUGCGCAUGUACAAACAAAUUGUGCGCUUCAUCGCCCCGUUGGCUGUCCAAAAUGUGCCGGAUGUUGUGUGGAACGUCUUCGAUCGCAUUGGCUCGAGAUUGGUCAGUCAUCUUAUUUCCGCGUUUGAAGAAAAGUGCCCGGUUCAUGUCGUCGUGGCCAAGACCGUACCUGCGGCGAGGUUUGCGAAUCUGCUUAAGAAGCUCAAAGGAGCCAAUGCCGCGACGUUACAACUCAGUCGGAUGUUAGAAGACCCCCAACAGCGAACGCAAAUGUGGCUCGACCUCAUGGCCAUGGUUGAACCGGAGCGCAUGUUAGAAGAGAGCAUGCCACCACCAGAAAGCCUGGAGAGGAUUGAAGGUGUCCUGAAGCACGACAUGAGACCACUCGUCUUGCCAGUUGACGGCGAACUAGUGCGCGCAGCAGAAGAGGAUCCCACCAGUGCAUACGCAAACUUCCUUAGCGACAACUCAGGAUAUGGACAAGGGCUCCUUCCUCUGGACAGCAACGAGCAACCCACUCCAUUGUUGGAAAAAUGGAUCAACUGGUUGGAGCGGUUGCCGCAACUGUUUGAAGGCCAUCAUCCACAAUGCAUGAUCGACUGGCAUUCUCGGUUCUGGAGCAGUCUCAUGAUGCAGAUGGGACAGAACGGAGCACACAGUUAUCAAUCAUGGUGGUUUGUGGAGUCGUUCACCACUCAAAUGUUGUGCUGGAUGACACAGAUGGAGGGGUUGCUAAUGGAUGAAGAAAGUCAGAAGCUUGCGGAUGAACGCGAGCAAGAAAAGAGCAGAGAGAUUGAGCCUCACCUAUCAACGUCAUCAUUAGGUCGAAGUCUCAAGCGUAAGCGAGCGGAGGACGACAUCGAAGGCGAGGCGAAUACCACCCCUGAACUUGAAGUGGUACAUCAAACCAAGAAAUUGGAGACGAGCCACGAGAGCGCUUCUACGCUGCCUUCAGUUCCUGCCGAAGAGCCAACGGCAACCCAACAAGUGGAUGACGAUGAGACAGAUGCAGAGCUGGACGAGCUACGCCAGGGCGGCCCUUUAGAUCUGCCGAGUUUUCACACGGGCUUGAGCAGUCCAGUCAAACGACAACCGGGGACGACUAAUACUCACGACGAUAGUGGAAUCGACUUGGGGUUGGACGUGGAUGCAGAAGCCGAGAAGGAGGCCAAAAAGUUCAACAAGCGAGACUGGUUGCUCAGUAGCGACCCUGUGGAUUCAGCGGUCGGACUGGGCGUCUUGGUAUGA